AUGUCUUCAAGUUUACGGCGUAGGUCCUGCAACGCCUGCUUCAAGGGCCGUCGCAAAUGUGACCGCGGCUAUCCCACAUGCGGGACUUGUCGGCGUACCAACAAGAGCUGCCACUAUGUUUAUGCGCCGAUUUCUUCAGCCAGCCAGCCCGAUGACCCAGUGUCUGCAGACACGGACACCGUUGACGUCGUCCCCGCUCAUGCAGAUAUCUCUUCCCUUGGCCUCGAGGGCGAUGAGACUGAUUUUCUUGCUGGUCAGGGAUGGUCAGUCAGCGACGCGGUCUCAAGAACAACGCACAGCGGUUCCACCAGUCUGCAGCAUAAUCCCACCGCAUUUCCGUCGUCCACCUCCUCGGAAUUGUCAUACGCGCAGCAAACACCGCCAAAGUUGAACAUACCCAACUUUCUGGGCGGCCUCGGCGAGGUGCAGCGCGUGGACGGCAGCACCGACAGCUGGCGGUGGGUCAUCGGCGAGCUCAGGCGCUGCCCGCGGGACCUCGCCACGCGCGGCGAGACGCUGUUCCUGCAUAAGAACCUGUACGGUGACGCGGUGCCGCGGGCGGUCCGGGCGGCGCUGGGCACCUCGGCGGCCUUCUGCAUGCUCGAAGAGGACAGGCGACAGCUCCUGUUCCGGGCCCUGGACGCCGAGGUGAUGGAAUUGACCAGGCCACCUCCGCCGAUGGGCGCAGACGAGGGCCUGGGCCGCGGCGGCAGUAGUGUUGUCAGCACAAGCAGCAGCGGACUGACUCUCAUCGAAGAACUGGCGCGGCUGCAGGCCUUCACGCUAUACCAGAUGAUGCGCAUGUACGGGGGCGGGCUGGAGCAGCGCAUCGUCGUCCAGCAGCAGCGAGGCCUGCUGAUGAAGUGGGCGCUGCAGCUUCUCAGGCGGUCGCGGGCCGAGCUCGGCGGCGACGGUGAUGGUGCGUCGGACGCCGGUGGCCAUGUGGAUUGCUGGCACACCUGGAUCCUGGCCGAGAGCAUCCGCCGCACCGUCUUGGUCGUGUAUAUGUUCUAUGGCAUGUACUCGCUGGCGACAGAGGGCUUCUGCAACGAGAUCCCCACGCUCGCCAAGCUCCCCGUCUCAGCGACACCCGCGUCGUGGCACUCGGAGGCUGCCUACCUGGCUCAUAGUCGGGUUGGUGAGGCGCCAAAGACAAUGACAUACGAAGAAUUCACAUAUUAUUGGAUGGUGUCACCGCCGGCGAGACUGGACCCGUUCGACAAGUUUCUUGUCGUUCCGUGUAAAGGCUUCGAAGGGAUAAUUCCCUGA
This is a messenger RNA of Diaporthe citri, 1269 nucleotides long. RefSeq lists its product as uncharacterized. NCBI's taxonomy places the organism in Eukaryota, Fungi, Ascomycota, Sordariomycetes, Diaporthales, Diaporthaceae. Gene Ontology annotation, biological process: regulation of DNA-templated transcription. Gene Ontology annotation, molecular function: DNA-binding transcription factor activity, RNA polymerase II-specific; zinc ion binding. The record is from RefSeq and is a predicted model, not a curated record. The transcript has a single exon. The coding region runs from base 1 to 1269 and encodes 422 amino acids.